AAAAAAUCUUAUUACCAACUUAAAUCAAGCAAUCACAAAAUUUACUUGUCAAAAAAUUAAAAUGAAACGAAUGCCUAGUACAAAUUCCAUUAAGAAAAUAGCCUCAUCUUUAAGGCCUAAAUCAAGUAAGACCAAAAGUAUCGAAUCAACUAAAAGUAAAAGUGCCGAAUUAACGAAAGAAUCCAAAGAACACGUAUUAGUGGUGAAGAGAGACUUUAUAAGUGCGCCAAGAAUAUCGUAUCGAACCGUAUCGGGAGUAAACGGGCCUUUGGUGAUAAUGGAAAACAUUAAAUUUCCGAAAUUCGCGGAAAUCGUCGAGUUAAAAUUGCGUGAUGGUACAACGAGGUGCGGCCAAGUUCUGGAAGUUUGCGGAUCGAGAGCGAUCAUUCAAGUUUUUGAAGGAACAACGGGUGUUGACUCGAAAAACACAAUUUGCGAAUUUACCGGGGAUAUUUUACGCAUGCCCGUAUGCGAAGAUAUGUUAGGAAGGAGUUUUAAUGGAUCUGGAAAACCCAUCGAUAGCGGUCCUCCGAUUUUGGCGGAAGACCAUUUGGAUAUUCAAGGACAACCGAUUAACCCGUGGGCGCGAAUUUAUCCGAAAGAAAUGAUCCAGACUGGAAUAAGCGCGAUUGAUGUCAUGAAUUCGAUCGCUCGCGGGCAAAAAAUCCCAAUCUUUUCCGCAGCCGGGCUCCCCCACAAUGAUAUCGCAGCGCAAAUUUGUCGCCAAGCCGGGUUGGUAAAACACGAAGGUCGGCCGCCUGUCCGAGAUGAUUUCGCGAUCGUUUUUGCUGCGAUGGGGGUGAAUAUGGAAACGGCGCGAUUUUUUAAGCAAGAUUUCGAGGAGAACGGAACGAUGGAGAAUGUUUGUUUGUUUUUGAAUUUGGCGAAUGAUCCAACGAUUGAGAGGAUUAUCACGCCGCGUUUAGCGCUAACCGCGGCUGAGUUUUUGGCUUAUCAAUGUGAAAAGCAUGUUUUGGUGAUUUUGACGGAUAUGUCAUCGUAUGCGGAGGCUUUGAGGGAGGUUUCGGCGGCGAGGGAGGAAGUUCCCGGGAGGAGAGGAUUUCCUGGUUACAUGUAUACGGAUUUAGCUACGAUUUAUGAGAGAGCUGGUCGGGUGGAAGGACGAAAUGGCUCGAUAACCCAAAUUCCCAUCUUAACAAUGCCUAACGACGACAUAACCCAUCCCAUUCCCGACCUAACCGGCUACAUAACCGAAGGUCAAAUUUACGUGGACCGCCAAAUGCACAACCGACAAAUUUACCCCCCAAUAAACGUGUUACCCUCGCUUUCUCGGCUAAUGAAAUCGGCGAUUGGUGACGGAAUGACCCGAAUCGAUCACUCGGACGUUUCGAAUCAAUUAUACAGUUGUUACGCGAUUGGAAGAGAUGUCCAAGCGAUGAAAGCGGUUGUUGGAGAGGAAGCUUUGACCCCCGACGAUUUAUUGUAUUUAGAGUUUUUAAUGAAAUUCGAAAAGAAUUUUAUUGGGCAAGGAACUUACGAGAAACGCACGAUUUUUGAGUCCUUAGAUCUGGGAUGGCAAUUAUUAAGGAUUUUUCCGAGAGAGAUGUUAAAAAGAAUUCCUUCCGCGGUUUUAGACGAAUAUUACCCAAGACGCUAGAUUAAUUAAGAUUUGAUAUAAUAAUAAUAAUUCAAAUAAACAUUUAUUUUUAUUGUUUACAAACUCCUAAUAAUAUGUUGCAAACGGGGCAGUAAUGCUCGACUUUUUGGCAACGUUUCAUAACGUAGGGGAGACAAACGCAAGGCCAACAUCUAAAACAUUAAGAAAGAUUAAAAAAGUUAAUUGAUUAAUUAA
Molecule: messenger RNA, 1813 nt
Organism: Onthophagus taurus
Lineage: Eukaryota; Metazoa; Arthropoda; Insecta; Coleoptera; Scarabaeidae
Source: RefSeq, a predicted model, not a curated record